AUGCAAAUCGAGAAUAUCUUGUAUGAUGCUUUUGGUGACAAAGUCAAAGCUUUGUUUCAUAAGCCUCACGGAAUCGUAGAUCCUCCCGUGGCUCCCACCCAAUCCACAGAAGGCGAUUUUCUAGUUGAUCCACCUCCUCCAAGGGCAACUAUUGUUGUUAAUCAGUUUGAUAAAGAACCUGAAAACAGCAGAUCUCACAUCACGAUCAAACAAGGGAAAAGGACUGUCUUUGCCAGCAAAAGUGAAGGAUUACGUUUCAUGAAAAACACGAAUGAAAAUCACAAAGCUAAAGAUCGUAUGUUGACUAUGACGGAACUUAAAAAGAGAAAAAUUUGUGACGAGUAUGGAGAUCAAUCCAGAAUCAGAAUGUGGGCUUUUGAUCCCAAGUCAAACAUGUGGGUCGUAAAAAGGAACUCUGGAGUCCCAGAGUAUUACAAAAGUGUUCAUGAUUUCAACUCGUGGACAAAAGUUGAUCUUGGUGAACUUUCAAGAGCCCCAUUUCAUAAUCCUUCAAAUUUUAAAAGAUUUCUUGACAGGAAGGUUAAGGAAAACUUCCGAAAGAUGAAGACUGCGAAAGCCCUAUAUAGAAAGGAUAAGGAUAUUAUUGAUCCUGAAUCAGGCCAACCCAUGAAGAUUAUACUAUAG
Messenger RNA from Lactuca saligna, 645 nucleotides. The record is from the annotation of a GenBank genome assembly. NCBI's taxonomy places the organism in Eukaryota, Viridiplantae, Streptophyta, Magnoliopsida, Asterales, Asteraceae.